GUUUGCCAUUCCACCCACAGAAAAGACGCUUCCCUCCACGCUAAUCUCGGUCGACUCUCCCCUUCCUCACCUCUUCAUGCAUAUAAAACCAGCGCCGUAAGAAGAUCUCCUCGACGCCGAAAGAAUGCCCAGAGUUCAUCCUACACUGAGAAUGACCGACGACGACGAAGAGCUCGCGACGACGACAGCCCGUCCAUCGAUUUGGACGGUAUGGAACAAGUCGAGCAUGGGUUUCCACGGAACGGAUGGGUUCUCGAUUUAUGACAGCAAGGGAAGACUGGCCUUUCGGGUCGACAAUUACUCGAGGAAGCACAAGUGUUUUGCAGGGCAGCUGCUGCUCAUGGAUGCCAAUGGGAAGGCACUCAUGGCUUUGAGGCCUCGGAUACUGAGCAUGCACGACAGGUGGAGCGGAUUCAAAGGCGAAGACGGCUUAGAUCCAAAGUGCAGAACUCACGUCUUCUCCAUGAAAAGGCGAUCGAUCCUUCAAGGCCGCGACAAGGCGGAGGUGUACAUGGACAGUCCAGACGACCGAUCAUCGCUGCCGCAUUUCAAGACCGAGGGUUGUUUCAGAAGAAGAGACUGCAAGAUUUUGGACAGCAAUGGCGAGGAGGUGGCACAGAUAAGCCACAAGAAAGUGAACAGGUCCGUCACUUUGGGCGAUGAUGUGUUCAGCCUCAUCAUUCAGCCGUACACCGAUACUGAGCUGAUAAUGGCUUUUCUGGUCAUCAUGGACCGCAUCUGCUAGAAGCCUUGUAGCUUUACAUGGCUGGAGGGUCGCCAUUUUCGCACCCGACAUAGCUGCUGCUUGUGGUAGAUAACACAGUGAGUGAGAUAAGAUGGAAGCUGUGGAAAUAUAUGAAGUCACAAAGGUCAACAUGUUCAGUGACGUUAAGUGAAUCUUACGAUGCAGUCAGGUCUUUUCUCUUUUGAGCUUAAGCUUCCUUAAAGAGAUUCAAUGUCCAGUAACAGUGCAGUCAAGUAAGGAUUCCAAUAAUCAACUGACUGGAGACAGUAAUAAUCCACAUGAAUAUCCAUUGACAUUCACUACCUAUUAUGGUCAGAUACAGUGUGUAGUAAGCUUGCUGGUCGAGUAGUCGAAAAGCUGCAGCUCCUCUCUUGUGGACGAUUGAUGACUGCUGCUUCCCUGUCUGAGGGGCAAAAUGAGAGAUGUCAAUUCCCCAUUAGAUGGGAAAAGCCUCUGUGUUGCUGGUUUGAAGACAACCAUGAUGGGUUAUUGGGAUGGAGGUUUAGGCUGUGUUACAAUGUCUGAGUCUCAAGGCCUAAGAAACAUUGUCACCAACAACACCAAUCCUCGGUGGAUUGUUAGGUUCUUUUUUUAGUUUAUUGUCACGAGUAGAUUUGUUUUUCAUGACUCAUAUAUAUAAUUUGAUACGUCAAUAAUGA
Molecule: messenger RNA, 1404 nt
Organism: Musa acuminata subsp. malaccensis (wild Malaysian banana)
Lineage: Eukaryota; Viridiplantae; Streptophyta; Magnoliopsida; Zingiberales; Musaceae
Product: protein LURP-one-related 8
Source: RefSeq, a predicted model, not a curated record